Molecule: messenger RNA, 762 nt
Organism: Pseudoliparis swirei
Lineage: Eukaryota; Metazoa; Chordata; Actinopteri; Perciformes; Liparidae
Gene: olig1
Product: oligodendrocyte transcription factor 1
Exons: 1
Coding region: 1-762 (253 amino acids)
Molecular function (GO): protein dimerization activity
Source: RefSeq, a predicted model, not a curated record
AUGAACGUGCUCUCGGACCCGGCGCCCGGGGCCCAGGAGCAGCUCCGACCUCUCCGCGGCCCCGGGUCGGUCCAGGACUCACCCCGCCGCCCCCCGGGGUUCGACCUGAGCUCCCGCCUCCACCUCCACGGGGGUCAAAGGUCGACCAAACCUCAGAGGGAGCUGAGCGCCGAGGAGCAGCAGGAGCUCCGGAGGAAGAUCAACAGCAGGGAGAGGAAGCGGAUGCAGGACUUGAACGUCGCCAUGGACGCCCUGAGGGAGGUCAUGGUGCCGUACGCCUCCUCCUCGCCGCCGCCGUCCUCCGCCUCCUCUCCUCCGUCCCACGGGCCCGGCGCUCCUCCGGGCCGCCGGCUCUCCAAGAUCUCCACCCUGGUUCUGGCCAGGAACUACAUCCUCCUCCUGAGCUCCUCCCUGCAGGAGAUGCGGCGGCUGCUGGGGGAGGUGAGCGUGGGGAUGGGCGUGAACGCGGGGCCGGGCCCCCGGCUGCUGCUCGCCGGAGGGUGGCCCGUCACGUCCGGCCCCGGUCAGCUCCUCCUCACCCAGGAGUCCCUCCUCACCGCGGCGGCCUCCUCCUCUUCCUCCGCUCCGUCGUCGUCCGCCGCCAGAUGUCCCCUGCUGUCGCCGGGCCCCACGGAGGCCGCGUUGGCUCCCGUGCGUUGGGGCUCCCCGGGGGCCCCAGGAGGGGGGCCCCUUUGCCCCUGCGGAGUGUGCAGACUGCCUCGAUUCGGCCACUCCACGCCGGCGCCGAGAUUCUCAAAGUGA